Molecule: messenger RNA, 210 nt
Organism: Sclerotinia sclerotiorum 1980 UF-70
Lineage: Eukaryota; Fungi; Ascomycota; Leotiomycetes; Helotiales; Sclerotiniaceae
Exons: 2
Coding region: 1-210 (69 amino acids)
Source: RefSeq, a predicted model, not a curated record
AUGUCGUUCGAUGAAGAAAUAUUCGCUCGGAUAAUGAGGAAGAGGUUUGGUGGGAGAAGGGGUGCAUAUAACGGUUGUGGUGAUGGUGGUGGUUAUGUGGGUGUGGGCGUGGAGAUGGAGUCUGGGCCAAGGUAUAUCAUCGGCGGUCGUUACAUGGUUGAUUCUGCCAGCCAAUGGCAACCAACGAUUUCCAAUGUCGAAUGGGUGUGA